Exophiala spinifera is the source of this 1761-nucleotide messenger RNA. RefSeq lists its product as uncharacterized. Lineage: Eukaryota; Fungi; Ascomycota; Eurotiomycetes; Chaetothyriales; Herpotrichiellaceae. Gene Ontology annotation, cellular component: nucleus. Gene Ontology annotation, molecular function: DNA binding; zinc ion binding. The record is from RefSeq and is a predicted model, not a curated record. The transcript is spliced from 3 exons. The coding region runs from base 1 to 1761 and encodes 586 amino acids. Gene Ontology annotation, biological process: DNA-templated transcription.
AUGGUCGCGCUCUACCGCCAACACUGCCAUCGCCAGCCCGUCUGGUUAUUCAGCGACGCGGAGCUUGAGUCACUUUCCGAACAGCCCGAGGAGUUGUUGCUGGCAAUGCUCGCUAUAACAACGCGAUUCUCCGAAAGCGCACACUUCCGAGACAAAAACAGAAACGACAUGUCACAGCGGUUCGGCGACGCGGCUCGGAACCUAGUGAUGCUCAAGAUCGCGAACGCUGGCGUUGGCCUCGGCACGAUUCAAAGCCUGUGCCUUCUUGCGUGGGCGGGAUUUGCAGGGGGGAACAAUAUGCUGACGCCCACUCCAUGGGGGAAGACAGCCAGAGACACAUUCCUCGCGCCGCUGCAUUUGAACCUGGCGCGCGAUCUCCUGAGGUCGGCUGGUCUUGACCUGCGCUCACACGCUCUGACACCGGCCGACCAGCCGACCAAGAGGCUCUUUUGGAGCAUCUACCUCCUGGAACAGCUGUACGGGACUCAGGGGAGCCGGGUGAUAUCGCUUCGAGACGGGCUCGACAACAUCCGAUACUGCGUGACGGUCGGGGAGCAUGCCAGGCGGGCGCUCACUCUGGAACCACCCCAGAUCCCUGACGACGCCUCGGUCGACGGCGACUCGCUGGACCACGGCAUCUGGAGCUCCACACUGUGCCUGAGCACGUUGUGGAACGAGGUCAGGAACUACAUCCAGCUGUGCGCGUCGGACUUUGAACGCGCCCCCUGGGCCCCGGAGUCGUAUUACACGCUGAUCGGGUCGUACAUGCACGAGCUGGAGACGCAGCUGCCGCAGCCCCACCGGUCCAACGGGAAGCAGUUCUCGCAGUGUCCCCCGGCGGUCCUGGAGCAGGAGAGGUCGUACUGGGCGCCGUGGGUGUUUCUGCAACUCAGCUACCACGGCAUCUACACCGUCAUCAACCAUCCGUUCCUCCUGACGUCGCGGCUGCAGUCGCUGCGCCUGAAGAUCCCCAACACCUUCUGGGGGAGGUCGGCCGAGGCGGCCCUGGUCCAUUCCACGUGGGUCUGCCGCCUGAUCACCAUGGUCCAGGGAAAGGGGUUUGAUCUCUCGGAUCCCUUCCUGGGGUACAUCGUCGGGGUAGCCGCCACCGCCCAGCUCUUCUACUCGUGCUCCCAGAACGAAGAGCUGAGCCGGAACGCACGCGAGAGCUUCGAUAAAUGCAUGGCCUUCCUCGACGGCCAGGCCGCCGUGUGGCAGUGGUGUCGUGGUAUUAAACAAAAUCUAGAGUUACUGGCCAGCCAGGCCUUCGACGGCGGCACCACGUCCCGAGUAAUCUCCAUCGACACGACGCUGAUGCUCGACAUCUUCGACUACAGCCGAUGUCGAGAAGCUGACCACCCGGCCAUGUCUGCGUCUACCGGUGACGGACCAGGACACAGGUUGUUCGACGGCAGUCUAUCGCUCAGAGGCGACCGCAUCGGCAGUCAGCUGGCGACCAUGGAAAUGUCCGAGGAUCCAAGCGAUGCUGCCGCCGGCAGGCCCGUGGCACCACCGGUCUGGCGACCUGCUUCAGCGAGUAGCGGCGGCGGAAGGGGCGGCGAUGGUAGGAGUGGUGGUAGUGACGUGGAAAUGAUCCCAGACUCGGGUGCCACACCAACGCAUAACCCCAUAAGGCAAUCAGCGGCUGAGGUUGUUCACGCAGACUUGGAACUGUUUGCCUUGCCGGCCGAGGCCUUUAGCGACGGUCUUCUCCAGAACAUUUUCGGCUCAGAGUCUGACUGGUGGAACGUCGAUGCCUGA